Molecule: messenger RNA, 627 nt
Organism: Paramecium tetraurelia
Lineage: Eukaryota; Ciliophora; Oligohymenophorea; Peniculida; Parameciidae
Exons: 1
Source: RefSeq, a predicted model, not a curated record
AUGUACUACAACCAAAAUGCCCCUGUUCAUUAAUAUUCACCAAUCAAAACUAUCCCAGUUGUUCCAUCUGGAUAUCCUACCAAUAUGUAUCCACAACCAAUACCUUUAAUUUACUAAGCACAGUCCUACAUAUAACCAUCAUAAUCAUAUUCAAAUGUUCGAUAUACUCAAAAUGCUUAGCCAUUAAAAUAAUCAGCCCUAAGCACUUUCUAACCUUAUAGGCCAGAUCCAGAAGUAGAAAAGAUCAUAUCAAAAUAUACUGCUACAUCAAGAAAUUCUUAAAUCGAAUAACCCGUGACUCACUAGCCAUCAAAUAGCAUUCAAUAGAAUUCAAAAAACUAAAUUAACUACAAACAUUAGAACAGCAAUGAAGACUUGGAAUUCAAAGAUAUGCAUUAAGAUAAUAAUACUCCACUCCAUUUUUAAUUUGAUGAAAUCAAGUAGAGAAAACCUAACUAAGGAUAGAAUAACUACUCUCCAGACAUUCAUGAAUUUUAAGACUUCAGUCCCCAAAAGCAAAAAUAAGUUGCACUUCCUGAGCAGAAUGAUAAAAUUGUAAAAUUAAUAGUUUCUGGUAUAAUUGUUUUAUUAGUUUUAUAUAUCAUAUCAAUUCUAGUACUAAUAUGA